ACAAAGAAAAAAAAACUAAAAAUCGGUUAUUUUUCCAGAGAUGUCUUAGGAGAGAGGAGAGAGAGAGAGAGAAGGGAAUCGGUGUGUCUAUAAAAGCUAAACAAAGCCAAAACAUUUAAGAGGUAGGGAGAAGAGGAGGAAGAGAAAGAAAAGAGCUCCUCCUUCCUUGUUAUCCCCCUGCGGUGCGGUUAAUAAGACAGCCAAGGCGGAAACUGAAAAGGAGCUUUCUUUUGGUGCCAAUGGCUGAGUCAAACGGCUCCGUUUCCGUCGACGUUGGAACCAUCUAUCUUGGUGGCAAGGAGCAUCGUGUUAAAACAGCAUGUGGCGUUGUGUCCGUCAUUGUCUAUGGAGACCGAGAAAAGCCAGCAUUGAUUACUUAUCCCGAUCUGGCCCUUAACCAUAUGUCAUGCUUCCAAGGAUUGUUCUUUUGUCCUGAAGCAGCUUCCUUGCUUCUACAUAACUUCUGCAUCUAUCAUAUAAGUCCACCUGGCCAUGAGUUAGGAGCUGCUCCGAUUUUUCCUAAUGAUACAGUCCCUUCUGCUGACGAUUUGGCGGAUCAGAUCCUUGAAGUUCUCAACUUUUUCGGACUUGGUGCUGUUAUGUGUAUGGGAGUGACUGCAGGUGCUUACAUCCUCACAUUAUUCGCUAUGAAACAUAGAGAAAGGGUUGCCGGUUUGAUUCUCGUCUCACCGUUAUGCAAGGCGCCGUCUUGGUCUGAAUGGUUCUACAACAGAGUUGUCUCAAACUUGUUGUAUUUCUACGGAAUGUGUGGAGUGGUAAAAGAGUUUCUGCUUCAAAGAUAUUUUAGUAAGGAAGUGCGUGGUAACGUGGAGAUUCCAGAGUCAGAUAUAGCACAAGCUUGCAGAAGACUGCUUGAUGAGAGGCAAAGUGUAAACGUCAUGCGGUUUCUUGAUGCCAUUGAUCGGAGACCUGACAUCUCAAGUGGAUUGAAGAAACUAAAAUGCAGGACACUUAUCUUUAUAGGAGAUCAAUCUCCAUUCUAUUCAGAAGCUGUUCACAUGGCAGCAAAUUUGGAUAGAGGAUACUGUGCUUUGGUUGAGGUUCAGGCUUGUGGUUCAAUGGUAACAGAGGAGCAACCACAUGCAAUGUUGGUUCCAAUGGAAUAUUUCUUGAUGGGUUAUGGAUUGUAUAGACCAUCUUGUUUUACAGGCAGCCCUAGAAGUCCUCUUAGCCCUUCCUGCAUUUCACCUGAGCUUCUCUCCCCUGAAAGCAUGGGAUUAAAGCUUAAGCCUAUCAAAACCCGAGUCUCGGCUUAAGUGUAUGCGUGUGCAACUUCUGAUUUCACUGGUCUAGUUUUGUAGAUAUAGAGCAAACACUAGGGAUAUUUGAGGAGAAAACAUCUAAACCCAUCCUUAUAUAACACAUUCUUUUGUAGUCAGCCAUGAUAAAGAAAAGUCACAAAUGUUGUUUCAUUAUUUCAUUUUCUUUAUCUCUGUAAAAUGUUCUGGUGUCGUGAUAUUGUAACAACUUUUUGUGAUGGGACACUUGCAGAUUGUGUAAUCCCUACUUCAAUAAUAAAAUUCAUAUUGCCUGUGAU
This is a messenger RNA of Raphanus sativus (radish), 1558 nucleotides long. RefSeq names its product protein NDL1. The coding region runs from base 240 to 1277 and encodes 345 amino acids. The transcript is spliced from 10 exons. The record is from RefSeq and is a predicted model, not a curated record. NCBI's taxonomy places the organism in Eukaryota, Viridiplantae, Streptophyta, Magnoliopsida, Brassicales, Brassicaceae.